AUGACGAGUCGCCAAGUCGUCGCCAAUCCUCGCGACAUUCCCUCCGAUGAAGAGGCGGGCCAACAACUGCACAUUCUCUCCUGGGUCCAGCAGCAGCUGGCUCAAUUUGGAGGCAGCGAGGCAGUGGCCAGGCUAAAGGACGCGCGCAUGGAGGCGCGGGAUGAGUUGGUGUUGAGGGUGGUGCAGCUGGCGCUGCGAUGCACCGACAAGCAGAGCGCCACGCGGCCGGCCAUGGGGGUGAUUGCAGCCGAGCUGGAAGCCGUGCUGGUGGCGCUGGGCGGCGCACACAGCAACUCCGGUGCCCGUCAGGUGGACCAGCAGGUGGAGUUGCAAAGGGAGUCAGCCAGAAAUUUGGAAGCAGAGAUUGCGCGCAUGAAUGCGUUGGCUGAAGGCAACUGA
This is a messenger RNA of Closterium sp. Naga37s-1, 399 nucleotides long. The record is from the annotation of a GenBank genome assembly. NCBI's taxonomy places the organism in Eukaryota, Viridiplantae, Streptophyta, Zygnematophyceae, Desmidiales, Closteriaceae.